Capsicum annuum is the source of this 842-nucleotide messenger RNA. Its product is annotated as putative F-box protein At1g50870. The record is from RefSeq and is a predicted model, not a curated record. The coding region runs from base 38 to 685 and encodes 215 amino acids. Gene Ontology annotation, molecular function: protein binding. Lineage: Eukaryota; Viridiplantae; Streptophyta; Magnoliopsida; Solanales; Solanaceae. The transcript has a single exon.
UUCAACUGACUCUCAUUCUCGCAGUUGCGGCAAAGCUAUGGAGACAUAUCAAUUUUGCUAUGAUGACAUAGUGAUUGAGAUCCUAGCAUUCGUUCCCGCUAAGUCUCUCAUGCGAUUUAAGUGUGUUUCUAAAGUUUGGAAUACUCUCAUACAACAUCCCGAAUUUGUGCAGUCGCACUAUGCUCGUUCUCAAGCCCGCCCCUCAGCCACCCGACUUUUAUUUCAACUCAUAAUAUGUGGUGGUAAACAGUACCAUCAUCAACCAAAUAAAUCCGAAGGACUUUCUUUACAGCUUGAUUAUUUUUGCUAUGACUGGGACAUGACUAUUUGGUCGAAUCACUGCAACGGGCUUGUUUGCUUGUAUAGCUAUACAGAAAGUCGACCUUAUUUAUACAACGUCACCACUAGGGAGAUAAAACCUUUUCCAAAGAGAAUAUUAUCAUUCAGUAAAUCAAAGUACCAACGGUGUCCUAAGUUGUUUCUGGGGUUUGAUCAAGUGACGGGAAACUACAAAUUGCUUCAUCGUAUACAAGGAGCAAAAAAGUUCCAAAUUCUAACACUGGGAGUAACCAAAUCCUCUUGGAGAAAAAUAAUCCAUUUGUCAGAGCAUGACUCAUUUGAUGUUUCAAUGGAAUGUAGUUUCCUCAAUGGGGCUCUUUAUUGGAUCUGUUCCUUGUUGGGCUGAUAGGUUCGACAAUUAUGUUGCCGCCUACUUCAAUUUUAGCGACCCCCUGAGCCAGGUGAUGAGUAGCAGGUCAAGUAGCAUUAGAACUGCAUUGUGGGGGAAAUUGGCUAUUUAUUGUCAGUAUGGUAUCCAUGGCCCUCCAAAUAUUUUAGUAUAC